This is a messenger RNA of Darwinula stevensoni, 483 nucleotides long. The record is from the annotation of a GenBank genome assembly. NCBI's taxonomy places the organism in Eukaryota, Metazoa, Arthropoda, Ostracoda, Podocopida, Darwinulidae.
AUGGAUGAGGGGCAAGGCUCUGAUGAUGAGGAAGGGAAGACAGCUGAGAUUGUCAUUGGUGAUCCUCUUCCUUCCACUUCCUUUGUCACAGUACAGCCAUCCACUUCCUCUGAGAACCUGGAUGUUCAAGCAGAGACCAGUGAAGGAUCAGGAAAUCAGGACAACCAAGUACUUCUUGGAACUGGGAAUGACAACUACCAGACUGUGACCCUUGUUGCAAGUGAAGGGAACCCAAAUGAACUUAGCUAUGUCCUCAUAGUUCAGCAGCCUGAAGAAGGUGAAAGUGAAGGAAUGGAGGGUAAUCAGGACAUGACAGUGUAUGACUUCAAUGAGGGGGAAGAGAUGCCUGAGGAAGGGGAUGGUGCCACCUCUGAGGUUGAAGAUGACAAAAGCAAGGUCUUCAAACUCAUCCCAAAGAAGAGUCAGACUGUCACUCAGGCUCACAUGUGUAACUACUGCAACUACGUCAGCCCUAAACGGUAG